Chlorocebus sabaeus (green monkey) is the source of this 2291-nucleotide messenger RNA. The record is from RefSeq and is a predicted model, not a curated record. Lineage: Eukaryota; Metazoa; Chordata; Mammalia; Primates; Cercopithecidae.
AAGCCAGAAGCUAAAGUGGCUUAAGAGAAAGCUAGAAGUAUCAGGGUAGUAGUAUUCCCACUUCAGGGUGAGGUUGUCAGGAUGUACCUGUUUUAUGAUUCUAAUUCGUUUGAUUGGCAGUCCUUGAACUAAAUUAAAAACAAAUAAAAGUUCAUAUGAUUUAAACUCAUGAUACUUCUUUGUGAAAAGGGAAAACGGGACAUGUCGUUAGUCCCAGCAUAUUUUUUGUGAUGGGGCUUUUACUAUGUUGCCCAGGCUGGCCUCAAACUCCUAGAUUCAAACUAUCCUUCCCUGUAGGCGGAAUUACAUGUGCAUGCUACCAUGCUUGGCUGUGGGCUGGUUUUUAAUCGUUGGACGGUCUGGGUGCCCCUUUCACUUUAUUCUGUUUUUCCUCUCUCACUUUUUUUCUCUCUCACUUAUUAAGUCUUUGUCCUCUUUAAGUCCUCUUCCAAAAGACUGAAAUUGCAGGUUACAUUUAUACCUAAAAGAUCUUCCUGCCUAGGCAAAGAGAAAAUAAUACUAAAUUCCAUAGAAAGCAGGUAAUUUGUCCACAGGACACAGAGCUGAUCACUGUGGAAAAUCCCUGCAAUCACACCUUCCAUUCUCUCUCCCUCUUUCUCUCCUUUGCCCUUGCUCUCUCUCCAUGUGACGUGCCUGCUCCCCCUUCACCCUCCACCAUGAUUGUAAGAUUCCUGAGGCCUCCCUAGAAGCUGAGCAGAUGCCAGCACCAUGUUUCCUGUAAAGACUGAAGAACUGUGAGUCAACUAUACUUCUUUCCUUUAUAAAUUACCCGGUCUCAGGUAUUUCUUCAUAGCAAUGCAAGAACAAUACCUUAUUCUUUUCCCAUUCAUCCAAACAACUGGAAAUUAAGCUUCCUGAGGCCAGAGGUCUUGCCGCGUUUAGGACAUAGUGAGCGCUCAACAGGCACAUGUUAAAUGAAAGAACCAAUACUUUACUGUGCGCUGCUGUGUGCCCGGUAUCGCUCUAGGAGCUGAGUAGAGAGGUAACCACUACACUGCCCUUCCUUUGGAGAGAGACACUGGAGAACUAAAACCGACCCCAGCGCUAAGCGAUUUGCCUAAUAGAGGGAACGCCGGCUGAGACCAGCGCAAGGCGGGCGCUGGGUGGCGUGCGCGACUGCAAAGUCUGGCGUGCCCAGGUUCUGCUCCUUGGGCUCCUGCUGCGUGAGCCGCUCUGCAGAUCCAGCAAAAGACCCGAGAGCGACCAGAUGAUUCAACGCCAGAUGAUUCCUCCCUGUGGAUGUGCCCCGGGCGUUCUGCCCUGGCUCCCAGCCGCCUCCCGGUGCUCCCGGGUUAGGCCUCACACACCUGUCGACCGCGUCGGCCCAGCUGCGGCCCAGGCCUGUGGGAGAGAGACGGCCCCGGCCCCAGGCUGGGAACCAGAAAUGCAGCAGGGCCUCAAAAAGAAACAAAAUUCUUUCCCUCGGGGUUGCUGCUGCUGCACAACCUCGCCCAGCCCGCUCUGCGGAUCGAGUGUAGAUUCGGGUUGGAAGCCGGAAGUAGUGCAUAGAGGGCAGCUUCAAAAGCCGAGGCUGCGCUGCUCGGCGCAGGGCGUCUUCCCUCGCGUGCCCGUGCCGGGUGCCGAAGGAACCUCCGCAAGCUGCUUUCAUCUCGGUGGGCCGGGGCAGGGUCGAAUCGCAGCUGUGGGGGCUUCUCUCCAAGCUUCGAUUUGAGCUGGAUGGAGACAGAAGAGCCUGAGGUGCCCAGAGGCCAGUCUUACAGAGUGGGGGGCGGGUGGGGUGGGAUCAGAAAAAGCUUGAAAUUCCUCCCGUACCUUAAACCUAAACAGCUGCGAGAGCCCCAGAGGAGGAAGCUCAGCUGCGGCGGAGAAGCUGGAGGAGGGCUGGGGCGGGGAGGAGUAGCCCCAGCAGCAACAGCAGCCAGCCCUGGGGUGUCCUCUCCCAGUGGUGUCCAGGGCCAGUCUUUGCCAGCCUGCCCGUCCUCGGACGCCUCGGGAACGUACACACACCCUUUUGCUUAAGCAAGGCGCUCUGAAGCCGAAUUACGUCUGCCUGGCAUCCCCAAACACGAACGGCCCUGCCAUGGCUGUGGGCAAAUUCAGGGGUUGGGGGUAUGAGGGGGGGACUAGGAGAGAAAGAGUUAAUCUCCCAAGAGGAAUAUACAUCAGUACUCUCCUGUCACUUGCGUUUUAUUUAAUGGUAAUGCUAGACUUCACCAGAUAUUUCAACUGACCAAUUUCAACAUUUUCACCUACAGAAUUUUCUGGAAGGAAAAUAAAACCUUCCUAACAAACAUGUUUUCCUGUUUCUG